AUGUUGCUCUCUGGCUUGUUGCCCUCGGUCCUGGCAAGCGUUUGCAGCAACGCAACUCAAUCUGCGCCUCACGCCCGCACAUCCAAAGGUCUGGUCAAGGGAUACCAUGACGCAAGUUGCAACUCGGUAUUCCUAGGCAUCCCAUUUGCUGCCACAACAGCUGGCGAAAACCGAUGGAGGGCGCCGCAAGAUGUGCCAAAGUCCAACACGACGGUGAUCGCAACCUCCUAUGGUCCUACUUGCCCUCAAGCGAUGUCUGGCGCUCUCUACAGCCAGCAAGAUGAGGAUUGCCUCAACCUCAACAUCUGGGCACCCUCUACGGGCGAGAACUUGCCUGUGUUCGUGUACAUGUAUGGAGGCGCAAUGGUCACUGGUUCCAGCAGCAAUCCUCAACUUCAAGGGUCCAACUUUGCCCGCAACGGUGUAAUAUACGUCAACUUCAACACCCGCGAGAGUAUCUAUGCCUCGCCGCACUCGUCAGAACUCGGCUCAGCGUCUCCCGGGGAAUCACAAAACUUCAGUAUAUUGGACGUCGAAAUGGCACUCGACUGGGUCCGUGAUAACAUCCAUGCGUUCGGAGGCAACCCCAAUCAUGUUGUAUUCGGUGGUCAUUCGUCCGGAGCCGUGCAGGUCGAUCACUACCUCUGGAAUCACCCAGAUUCGUGGCUCAAGGGAGCAGUGCAGAUGAGCGCAAAUGCCAUGUCCGGGCCGGCAUACGCGCCAGUCGAUCAAGCACUCGAUGCCGUAGCAGCUGAGGUUGGCUGUCCGAAGGCAGGGGAUAACCAAGUCGAGUGCCUGCGCAGCGUCGACUCGUACGCUUUCCAGACAGCUGACUUCAACUCAACCUUCAACACGUGGUUCACUCCCGUCAUUGAUAACCUUACAAGGCAAUCUGAUUAUGCUGCAAGGUUUGCGGCCGGCCAGUAUGCAUCACACGUGCCCCUCCUUACGGGGACUUCUGAUGGUGAGGGCACCAUCUUUAGCCUGGUGUAUGGUGCCGAAAACAGCAACUUCAGCUCUUGGAUCAACACUUUCGAUGCGGAUAGUGCACACAUUGAAGACGACGUCCUACUGUUAGCGUAUAAUGCUUCUGAUUAUGAGACAGAGUCCCUCAGAAGUGGUACCCAGUAUGGCGACGCCCGUUUCAACUGCGCCGUCGACUAUCUUCUUGACCUGCGCAGUGCCAAGCAAGACACCUGGGUCUAUAGGUUCUUCGGAGCAUACGACAACGUGGUUGGGGUUCCGGGCACGGCACCCACACACGGAACCGAGGUGCCCUUCUUCCAUGGUGGCAACGAGUGCUUCGAUUCACUUACGGGCGUAACUGAGGCACAGCAGGCGCUGGCUGAUUCCAUCCAUAGUUGGUUCGUGGACUGGAUCAAGAACCCGACUGCCGGGCCUGGAUGGGCCAAGGGGUCGCCUCAGUCUGGGCCUUUGGUCAAGCUUGGAGUCCCUGGAGACGAGUUGUCUGCCAUUAAGGGGUCAACCGGCGAUUUCAAUGCUCGCUGCAAGUCGGUCUACGCACCUGCGUUUUCCAAGUACCCGGUCAUUCAGUCUCCUCUUUAA
Messenger RNA from Colletotrichum acutatum, 1566 nucleotides. Its product is annotated as carboxylesterase. The record is from RefSeq and is a predicted model, not a curated record. The transcript is spliced from 2 exons. The coding region runs from base 1 to 1566 and encodes 521 amino acids. NCBI's taxonomy places the organism in Eukaryota, Fungi, Ascomycota, Sordariomycetes, Glomerellales, Glomerellaceae.